Molecule: messenger RNA, 1031 nt
Organism: Antrostomus carolinensis (chuck-will's-widow)
Lineage: Eukaryota; Metazoa; Chordata; Aves; Caprimulgiformes; Caprimulgidae
Gene: BDNF
Product: brain derived neurotrophic factor
Exons: 2
Coding region: 1-792 (263 amino acids)
Biological process (GO): nerve development; cell surface receptor protein tyrosine kinase signaling pathway; neuron projection morphogenesis
Cellular component (GO): synaptic vesicle; dendrite; axon
Molecular function (GO): nerve growth factor receptor binding; growth factor activity
Source: RefSeq, a predicted model, not a curated record
AUGCCACACACAGUCAGGGUCUCAGCAAAGUUCCACCAAGUGAGAAGAGUGAUGACCAUCCUUUUCCUUACUAUGGUUAUCUCAUACUUCAGUUGCAUGAAAGCUGCCCCGAUGAAAGAAGUGAGUGUAAGAGGACAAGGCAGCUUGGCUUACCCAGGUCUUCGGACCCACGGGACUCUUGAGAGCCUAAAUGGGCACAGUGCUGGUUCAAGAGGACUGACAUCGCUGGCAGACACUUUUGAACAUGUCAUAGAGGAGCUUCUGGAUGAGGACCAGGACAUCCAGCCCAGCGAGGAAAACAAGGAUGCAGACUUGUACACAUCCCGAGUCAUGCUAAGCAGUCAAGUGCCUUUGGAACCCCCACUGCUCUUUCUGCUCGAGGAAUACAAAAACUACUUGGAUGCUGCAAACAUGUCCAUGAGGGUCCGGCGCCACUCUGACCCAGCUCGCCGCGGGGAACUCAGCGUGUGUGACAGCACCAGCGAGUGGGUGACAGCGGCAGAGAAAAAGACUGCAGUGGACAUGUCUGGGGCAACUGUCACCGUCCUGGAGAAAGUCCCAGUACCCAAAGGCCAACUGAAGCAAUACUUCUACGAGACCAAAUGCAACCCCAAGGGGUACACGAAGGAGGGCUGCAGGGGCAUAGACAAGAGGCACUGGAACUCCCAGUGCCGAACUACCCAGUCUUACGUGAGAGCUCUCACCAUGGAUAAUAAAAAGAGAGUUGGCUGGCGCUUUAUAAGGAUAGACACUUCCUGUGUAUGUACAUUAACCAUUAAAAGGGGAAGAUAGUGGAUUCGUGUUGUAUAGAUUAUAUUGAGACAAAAUUAUCUAUUUGUAUAUAUACAUAACAGGGUAAAUUAUUCAGUAAAAGAAAAAAAAAAUAAUUUUAUGGACUGCAUGUAUAACUGAAGUUUAUACAGUACAGUGGUUCCACAAUCUAUUUAUUGAACAUAUCCAUGACCUGAAGGGGAACAAAAGUCAUUUGCGCACAAGUUUAAAAAAAACAAAACAAAAAAAAACCAACAAAA